Molecule: messenger RNA, 1611 nt
Organism: Durusdinium trenchii
Lineage: Eukaryota; Dinophyceae; Suessiales; Symbiodiniaceae
Source: the annotation of a GenBank genome assembly
AUGGCAGUGACCUGUGCUUCGGAAGGUCUUUACUUGGGCCGCCUCAGUUUGCUUGAGGGGGAAUUGCGUGUGGGCACCACUGACAGGGAGGUUCGUCGCUUCUUUGCGGAUUGGAAUCAUCGUAUUAUCGGCAACGGCCUGCUCUGCGCGCGGGGCGCCGGCGUCCGCCGGACCUUCCUGGCGCGGGUCGGCCUGAGGCUGGGCAACUUGCACGCGCGGCUGCCACCGCCUCCGAGCUUUCAGCGGCUAAUGCAGAAGGAUCACCAGGCCUUGCAGCGGAGACUGGGCAACAAGGACGCGGCCUGGUCCGGACGUACCGAGCACCAAGCGCAGCACGUAGACUUCGAUGGCUUGGCACUACAGGUGCCGCCAGGCGUCUUCGUACCCCGACGCUCGGCGUUGCCCAGCGUGGAGGCUGGGCAUGAGCUUGCCCAGGCGACAGGAGCAACACGACUGCUUGAUUGCGGCACAGGCAGCGGCUGCAUCGCCUUGGCCCUCCUCAGGCGGCUGCCACAUGCCACAGUGGUGGCCAUUGACCAGGAUGUGAACGCGGUGGCGUGCGCCCGACAGAAUGCACAGGCCUUGGGCUUGGAGGAGCGCGCGAAGGUGCACCAGAUGCGCUUCGACGAGUUGCGCGACGUCGUCGACGACGCAGGUUUCGACUUGGCCGUGUCCAACCCACCGUACCUGCCCGAGAGGUUGAUGUCUCACGUGGGCUAUGCCCGGGAGCUGCAGAGCCAAUCGGUGAAAGCCUUCGCCGCCGGAGAGGACGGCCUGGGCGCGUACCGCCAGCUGGCGGAGUGUCUGCCUGAUGUUUUGAAGGACCAGGCCUCGGUGGUGAUGAGCUGUCAACCCGGAAAAGCGGCAUGGGCAGCACAGCCCUUCAUUGCGCUGGGGUAUGAGGCCACGCCGAGAGACGCGGCGGUGCAGCAGAUUUUGGCGCUGACCACCGACCCGGAUGGCCCGCCAACCACAGGCAUCGAAGAGGUGGACGAGAUCAGCAAUUUGGCCGGCGUGACCUUGCAAUAUGGAAACCAUGUCACGGCCGGGUCCCUGGAGAGCCUCCGCUGGGCCACCUACGAUGCCGCUGGGGCGAAGAAGCAGCCACCCGAACGGCCACCGCCACCGGAUUUGGUGGAUGGAAUCUGGGCAGUUACGUAUCAGCCCUGGUAUACGGGCUCAUGGAGUGAACCGGCGGGCGAUCCCAUUUGGUGCUUUCUGCUGUGGCUGGCACGUGUGGGAAAUGCCACCUACGAGCCACACGGCGGCACCGUUCCGGGGGCCUCGGGCGAGUGUUCCGUGUUCCGCCUGUUGGGCGAUGCAUCGAGGUUUCAAUUCUCGGAGGAUUUCCAACAAGCGGAGAUCAUUCCGAAAGGCCACUUCGGCUGGGCGGAUGGUGAGGUUGCCCGUGCAUCCCUGGGUGGGCGCCCAUCCCAAGCUGUCUCUCGGUGCAAAAGUGCGCGGGAGUCGCGGGCGAUGCGAGGCAUCACACGGAACUACAUGGUCCAGGCGGACUCCUCGGUGAAGGGCGAUCACUGGGAGCGCUUCCAAGGCCUGAGACCGGUUUUCCAGAAGAUGAUAGGUGCAACAAGCCAAAAAGAGAGACGCUGA